Molecule: messenger RNA, 1206 nt
Organism: Fusarium keratoplasticum
Lineage: Eukaryota; Fungi; Ascomycota; Sordariomycetes; Hypocreales; Nectriaceae
Product: Fungal-trans domain-containing protein
Exons: 3
Coding region: 1-1206 (401 amino acids)
Cellular component (GO): nucleus
Source: RefSeq, a predicted model, not a curated record
AUGGGUGGGUUCUCAUAUGCUGUUCAGGCAACUGAGUACUUGAAUCGAAUUUCCACCUGCUUUCUCUAUCCCGAGGUCGAUUUCGAUGAUCAACAGCAGGUCAUAGCUUGGUUGACCCGGUUCAAAGAACUGGACCUUCAACUCGUCCACUGGAAGAUGUUUCUACCAAAGAAAUGGAGAGAUCCGAACCGAGCUCCAGAUACGUCCACAGGCCCUCAUGACCUGGAUCAUAGUAUGACUCUUGCACAUGUUACGCACAAUACCUCUAUGAUCCUUCUACAUCAUCGCAUCGCCUAUCCUCCAAGUAGACAGCGCCAGGUAGUUCCGCUGCCGAGUUCAUGCAGUGCCGAGACCUGUCGACUAGCGGCCACCAAAACAAGCAACAUUUCCGAGACAUGGCUCAGAGUGUGUCCUGAGAAGAUCGUCGUCGCAUCGCAGAUAGCGUUCUGUACGUUCAUUAGCGCUAGGCUCUUACUGGUUCACUCUCGUCAUUAUAGCGAAGCUCUGAUGCCCGAAUUCUGGGUGCUUGUCCGUAGCCUUGAGAACAUGUCCAGACGCUGGGCGGGUGUGACUCGUGGUGACUCGGGCCCUUUUCUCAACCUGGCUGGGAAAUACGCAUUGCAUCUCAAAAAAACAUACGAGAUAUGUCAACAAGAUGUGACAUAUAAUCCUACAGUACUCGACUACGCCGAGAACAUAGAACAGGCGAUGAGUUAUCACGACCUCGAUCAGUCUCGGUCUCAAUAUCCACGGACAGGAUAUGACAGCGAUGACCCAAGAGCUAUGCCAACUUCUAUUUCCGGUCAGAAGCUAGGAUCAAUACCUUCUCAUCCUAUGGCUCCCCAAGAACAUGUCCCACCCGCGCGUCUACAGAACAUCUCAACGGGAACCAGCCCACCAGGUAGGGUAACAGGUACGGUUGAUCAGCCAGAACACGCCGACAAUAUGUCGUUCACCGCGGCAAAUCCAGACGUUCAGGAGCUACCAGAAGACUUGCUGGCCAUAUCGCAAGCUCUGAUGGACCAGAGGUUCGCCGAGAUGGAUCGCAUCAUUACUUUGGAUGACUCCUGGUUUGAAGCCACCGCGGGGGCAGCAGAUGUAUCUUCACUGCAUGUUCCUGGGUGGAACACUGCAGAAAUGAGGUUCACGGACUUGCAGGGCGAUAGAAGUAGUGAUACAGGCAGAGACUGGCAAGGGAUGCAGUAG